ACAUUCAGAUGCGCCUGGAUCUGCACCACGAGAGUUACAACACCAACUGAGGCCUCAAUGUCACGGAGUCUAAACAGGAACCAGACACACAAGAGGCAUUUUUAAAUCUCUGAUGUCGUUUUAUUUGGAUAUAUAGAGGAUAUUCUUCAAUAAGGGAAUGACCUCUUGAGGAGCCCCCCCAUCUCCCUCCCCUCCUGUCUCGUCUCUUUCUUCUGUAGUUGAAGGUCCACUAUGUCCAUUCACAUUUUUAGACAGGUGGAGCUGAUGAUGCGCCCGGCCUGCUGCCAGACCAUCAGAAGCAGAUUGUGUUUGCACAAGGCAGUGUUGCCCCCUGUGGGUCAUUCUGGCCGGUGUAUCUCUGGGGUUCCUGUGCUUCAUAGAAGGGCCUUCAGCCUGGACUCUCUCUCUUCGGGUCCUGGUCGACAUACCCUUGGUCAAAGCUCCCAGCAGCCUCUUGCAGAGAGGACGUCUUCCUCAGCACUCGCACAGAGGAACCUGUCUGCUGUGGCUCUACAGGGCAAGUGUCGUCCUCUGUCCAGGUAUGACUUCCUGCAUGACUUGCUGGAUCUCGGUGACGUUGAGGAGAAUAGACUCCAUGCUCAGUCUUCUAAAAUGCCCAGACACUACAUAGUGGACCCAGACCUGGCUCAGCUGGUAGCACAGCAUAUAGAACCUGAGGAUGCUAAAACUGUUAUCUUCGAAUGUAACCCAGGUCCUGGGGUGUUGACGAAGACUCUUAUAAACGCUGGAGCUCAGAGAAUUGUGGCUCUUGAAGGGGAUAAGUUGUUCCUACCAAAAUUACGGGAGUUGGAAGGCCGUCUUGAUGGUCAGCUGGAAGUGGUUCACUGUGACUACUUUAAACUAGACCCUGUGGGCAAUGGAGCCCAUGGACCCCCUUCUAUGUUCACUGACAAACUGUUCAAUGAUCUGGGAAUAUCAGAGGCUAACUGGACUGAUGGUGAGAAAAACAAACUGAGGAGACACUGCACUGUG
Molecule: messenger RNA, 993 nt
Organism: Notothenia coriiceps (black rockcod)
Lineage: Eukaryota; Metazoa; Chordata; Actinopteri; Perciformes; Nototheniidae
Product: dimethyladenosine transferase 2, mitochondrial-like
Exons: 5
Biological process (GO): transcription initiation at mitochondrial promoter; rRNA methylation
Cellular component (GO): mitochondrial matrix
Molecular function (GO): rRNA (adenine-N6,N6-)-dimethyltransferase activity; mitochondrial transcription factor activity
Source: RefSeq, a predicted model, not a curated record